This is a messenger RNA of Adineta steineri, 1284 nucleotides long. NCBI's taxonomy places the organism in Eukaryota, Metazoa, Rotifera, Eurotatoria, Adinetida, Adinetidae. The record is from the annotation of a GenBank genome assembly.
AUGGACACUCAAAGUGAGUGGAACCAACUUGUAUUCGACACUAACAAACCAGCCAAAUGGUGGCAUCAACGUCGAGCUAAAAUCAUUGGAAUUUCUUUUGUAAUUUUCGUAGCUCUCACAAUUUCCGUAGUUUUAAUUCUAGAAUUUUCCAUAUGGUCUCCAAAAAAUUCAUACAGCACUACCACCACUACCGCUCAACCAUCCGUAUGGCGCAGUACUGGAAACAUGAAUACUCAACGAGAAGGGCAUGUAGCAAUCUUGUUAAAGAAUGGAAAAGUACUAGUUACUGGUGGUUCGGAUCACGGUUCGUGUGCGUUCAGUAGUGAGUUGUAUGAUUUAGAAACAGGCAAUUGGACAAUUACUGGUAAUAUGAGUAUUGACCGAUGUGAGCAUACAAUGUCGAUAUUAACGAAUGGGAAAGUAUUGGUUGCUGGUGGUGGGUCGGGCACUGCUGAAAUAUAUGACCCCUCAUUCGGUAUUUGGAUUCGUACUGUGCGCAUGAAUGAGGUGCGACAUGGGCAUACUGCAUCGGUAUUAACAGAUGGAAAAGUGUUAGUUGUCGGUGGAGGAACUGACAGUGCUGAAGUAUAUGAUCCAUCAACAGGAAAUUGGACAAGCACUAAUAGCAUGCAUACUCAACGAUAUGACCACAUAGCUACUGUAUUAACUAACGGAAAGGUGUUAGUUGCUGGUGGUUCGGAACUUGACUACGAUGGCAUUAUGGAUAGCUGUGAGUUGUAUGAUCCAUUAACAGAAAUGUGGACAGUUACUGCUAAGAUGAGUCACCGACGAAUGCAACAUUCAGCAUCGGUAUUAACAAACGGAAAAGUGCUUGUUACUGGUGGUUUAGAUGAUAUGCGACGUUAUGUCAAAAUCUCUGAGUUGUACGAUCCAUUAACAGAAACAUGGACAAUUACUGGGAACAUGAGUUUUCCACGUGCUCAGCACACAGCUUCCAUAUUAAGAAAUGGAAAAAUAUUAGUUACUGGUGGGAUGACUGAGAGUUUAAUACGAUACAGUACUGAGCUGUAUGAUCCAGCGACAGGAAUCUGGAUGGUCGCUAAUAAUAUGAACCACGUACGGGUUCUUCAUACGGCAACCGAAUUAGAAAAUGGAAAUGUGUUAGUAGCUGGUGGAGACGGACGUGAUAAUAGUGCUGUUAAUAGUGCUGAGCUGUAUAUUUCACCGAAAACAAUUUCAGCAACUAUCAAUAAAAAGAACAAUCCACCAAAUAGUCACAAAGCUCCAAUGACGAAGAGAACAUUAAAUAAGGAUGGGCACUAA